CUUUUUUUCGACAGAAGGAGGGGUGUUGUGGGGAAAUGUUCGGCGGACCGUGAAGCGUAACAGCAAGAAGAGGGACAAAGACGCACAUAGCGGGACAGAAUGCGACAGAUAGAAACCUCUUCCACCUAAAAAAAAAAAACAAACAAAACAAACAACAACAACAACAUCGGAAUGGAUGUGUGUUAAAAUUGGAAGAGCUGGACAGAGGAGUCGAAACCAACAAUGGCAAGAAAGAUGAGUUCAAGUGUACAAACUGAGUUGUGGACAAUAACUGUGGUUAGAGUGCGCGUUAACUUCGGAUAGCCCUGCGGCGCGUUUCAGUGUCCGCCUCAGAUCUGCACCGGCGGCGUGGAGCAGACACAGGCUGCACUUUGGAGUAUGUUGUCCCACUUUUGAACGGCCACGCUUCCCGGAAUGACUGUUACUGCGCUGUUCCUCUUUUUUUGCAGCCACGCGUGGUGAUUUCCCUGACUCAGAUUGGAUCCUGUAUUCCACUGUGGCAAAGCUCACCGGGAGAAGGCAAAUUUAACUUUCGUGCAAGUGUGUGGAUACUUUAUUUAUACUUUUUUUUUCUGACUGCGUUGUUUGCAAAACGCAUGUAUGGAAUUAUCUAUGAACUUCAGUCUGUGAGAUCCAAUGUGUAAAUUGACCUGAUCCUAAUGUGCUGGUGGAGAAAGUGCACGACACCGAACUAGAACUCCAUCCAAGCAUGAAAUGUUGGUGCAGCGCCCUGGCACUUCUCCCAUGGGUGCUGGUGGCCUUAGAUGCCCAGCUAAUCUGCUGGCAGGCGCUCCUUCGGUGCCACGACGAGCCCGAGUGCGAUCUUGCAUACAGUCAAUACUUAGCAGCUUGUGAAGGUAACAUCAGAGGAACGAGGAGGCAGUGUCCGAGCCACUGCAUCAACGCGCUGAUAAGGCUGAAUCACACCCGCAGCGGGCCAGACCUGGAGACCUGCGACUGCGCCCAGGACCUGGAGUGCCUCAGCGCCAAGCGAGCCAUAGAGCCGUGUCUCCCCCGCAGACACCCGACCGAUGCCGGGGGUAUAGGGUGCAUGGAGGCCCGGCAGCGCUGCGAGGAAGACAGCAACUGCCACACCUCCCUCACGGCCUACUUGUCAUACUGCGGGCAGCUGUUCAACGGCAGGAAGUGCUCCUCCAAGUGUAAAGCCACCAUUCAACAGAUGCUGUUCAUCCCAAAUGGCAUGCUGCUGAACCGCUGUGUUUGCGAUGGGGUGGAGAGGCCUUUCUGUGAAGUGGUCAAGGAGAACAUGAGCAAACUUUGCUCCAUAGGAGACCACAUUAUUUCAGACCAGCCUGAUGUGGAUGACAUGUAUGAGGAUGAAGACUAUGACCCUAAAAGUGACAGAGAGGAUGUGUAUACUGAUCCUUCCUCUUCUUCCCAGAGAUUGUCCAGCUGCAUGACGCUCCUCUUUCUUCCUCUAGCACGGAUAUUGUACUGAGAUGAUGGGUACCUGAAACAUUUAUUGGAUUUAAAAAUGACAGUGUGAAAAAAAAUAUCUGUUCAUUUAACCUCUCCAGGUAGCUAUGAGUCCAGCUGGAGUUGAUAUGGAAUCAGUGACUUGAUCAAAGACUCUUCAGCAGGGCACUGGCUUGCUGGCACAGGACUCAAACCCAGGUCUGCUAGAUAAGGGAAGCUAUUUUUUCACCCCCAGGUCUCCCUGCCAUUCCAUUUUAGCUGCAGGGUGACAGUGAGCACAGUAGUGAUUUGUGUAGGCUUUCCACAACCUUACAGUUUGCAUAGUAAUUCUUCUCCGUGCACAUCUCACUCAGGAAAACUGCUUUUUUUGGAUUUGUGAUUCAAAUCUUCACACAGAUGGCCUUUACAGUGCUCGGAGUGAACUGCUCACUUGUUGCUAAGUUGAAGGCCUGUUGUUACAAAUGGCAGAAAUACUUUCAGUGAACCACACCAGACUUUGUUGCAAGGCAUUGCCAUUUUGUGUGCCUUAAACCAGCUCCUGUUUGUUUGGUUUGGUUUCAAUGGCACUUGGAGUGUGGCUUUAUUAAGACCUUAGACAAACAUUGGACCCAUCCAGUCUCUGUUUGCUCUGCUCUCCAUUUCAGGGGCCUCUGCAUUGUUGCAGCAACCACACUUCAAAUAUUUGUGGGAACAGUCAAAGGACAGGCAAUGGUGUGGGAUCAAGUACUGAAAUUAACUGAAGCGCCUCUCCAGCACUCUGUCUGGGGCCCCUCCCCCACAUGAUUGUUUUAUUGCACUUUUCCUGAGACACCCCCAACCCCUUCUUCCUCCUCUCUACUGCCUGCCCCCUUUCACGCUUUUAAAGGACCCCUGUCCUUAUUACUGCUUUCACACUGAAGCAACAAGCCAGAAAAAGCUGUCUGUUGCUGGUGCGAAUAGGUCAACAUAUCACACAUGGACUUUGUCCACAACACUGCUCAUGAUUAGAGGUUUACCUGGCCUGACACGGCUUGACUUUGUGUGGAUGAAUGCGAUUUACAAUUUUAAACAAACCGUGUGAUUCGAACGGAAGUUGUUGGAAUAAGUUUUGAUGAGCUCAUCUAACAAAGAAAGUACAUUUUAUGGAUAUUAAGGAUCACCGGACCAAACACCAGGUCAUGCUCUGCCUUACUGAAUCUCCAGUGUAGCAACACACCGCAGCAACCACACAAUAAUCAGUGAACAUAGCAGUGUCCCAACAGUGUGUCAACAGGAGCAACAAGGUAUUCACUCAUGAGCAGUAGUCUGAAUGGUCAAACAUGGGUUGAAUGAAUGUUAACCGUUUUGCGACACACAGUGUUUGUCAAAGAAGCACGAGUGUUGCUAACUAAACAAGAGGUGUAUUACGCUUUUAACUCACAGGAUCGGCACCAAGUGCUUUCUAAAGAAAUGCACAAAUACAGAUACAAUUCAAACUAAUUCAAACAAGAGAUUGAGAAUAAUGCAUCAGAGUCAUAUUUGUAGUUGCACACACAUACAUGACGAGAUGCUCUGUGCGGCUACUGAGCAGCUAAUGUUCCCUGUUUGAAGGCCCACACCGAUAGUCCACAUUAAGCUGUUUAGCAAAGAGGGAAAGUAAAAACAAUGUUUUUGUUAAUAUUGAUCACUUGUAAUGAAGCUGCCAAUUUGUGUCUUUGCCACUUGAAAUUAUGUCCAAACUAAUCUUUUUGUUUUGUUAUGAAGUCUUGAAAAAUGUUGAUAAAUGUUAAAUUAUGAAGCUAGAAUAUGAAGAAUGUGUAUAUAUUUUACAAUUAUAUGCAGUAAAAUAAGCCAGUGUCUGCCCACUGUCACUUACAUGCAUUUAAUACAUUAUAAACACAAAUGUAGUUCAGAUUUUGGCCACAAAACCUGACAUGAUUUAGUUUUCAAUUUUUCAUCUCAUUUUGCGGGAACAUAGCAGUAAACACUUCAGAGCAGUGUCUUCCAUGUGGGACGGUGAGUAUUAUAAUAAAAUGUUUAUGACCUCAA
Siniperca chuatsi (mandarin fish) is the source of this 3444-nucleotide messenger RNA. RefSeq names its product growth arrest-specific protein 1. NCBI's taxonomy places the organism in Eukaryota, Metazoa, Chordata, Actinopteri, Centrarchiformes, Sinipercidae. Bases 710 to 1459 code for a protein of 249 amino acids. The record is from RefSeq and is a predicted model, not a curated record. The transcript has a single exon. Gene Ontology annotation, biological process: regulation of cell cycle.